AUGCACCAAGCUUGCCCAAGGACCUGUAACCUCUGCAACGAUACGUUUCCUUCACUCACUCAAUUUGCGCCGAGACGAAAAUGUGAGGACGAGGCGUCAGAUUGUGAGGAGAGUCUCGAAUUAUGUGAUAAUCUCAUGUUCAGAAAUUUGAUGAGAAAACAAUGUGCUUAUUCCUGUGGUUUCUGCAGUGGUCGUUAUCAACCAACCACGAAAAAGCCAAAAAUUGCGACGAAGAAACGAGGAAAGUCAAAAUCGAGACGAGUGAAAGAAGAAGAUGAAGAGGAGGAGGAGGAGAAAGAAGAUGAGAUUUCAAUCAUUGAUGUGAUGAAAUUGAUUCGAGGACAUGAAACGACUGAAGGCACAACAACAUCUACAAGCACUUCAACAACAACCACAACCACGGUAACAACGCUUCCAUGUCGAGAUCGAGCGAUCGAUUGCCAGGCAAAAGCGGGCCUCUGUGAUCAUCGAAACUAUCAAAAUUUAAUGAGAAGAGAUGAGAAAGCCAAAAUAACACUCACCGAUCCGAUAUCCACAGAGAUUGACGAGAAGAUUGCCCUAUCGCGGCGUAUCGAAAAGCAUUGGCGAUUGAUCGCCUUACAGGCAAAGGCGAUCAAGACGGGGACCCGAGGCGGAGAGAUGGUUUCCGGCAGUAAAAUGUCGAGCCAACCCAUUCUAAAGGACAGUUUGGGUUGUCGUGGAGUGGACAGUCCGUCGAAAAUCAUGGCUGCCACGCAUAAUGGACGUUUAAUAUUCAAAGCUCACAAAAGAUUGGUUGCAAUAGAGGAUGAUGAGGGGCUCGUUUUGGUCUCAUUUCCCAUAAAUAUCGAAAAGGGCCAAAACUUCUCGAUCGAGUUGUUUCACUGUACAAGGUUUCUCAUGGAUAAAAGCGGUGGAAAGUUGCGAAUUCCCGUUCAGCUGAAUAACAAUACACCAAUGCUUCUUCAUAAUGCGGUGAUUUCUCGGAAUUUUCUCUAUCUCUUUGACACCUUGGAUUCAACAAAAUGUAUAGCAAUGCCCGUGUCUGGAGCUCAAGCUGGGAAAGCGAACAUCCUCAUCACGAAAGGCGAUCAACCCACAGCUCGCUACUUUCUCAACAGUGUUCUACAACCCUUUGAUGCUUUUGUUUUGGUGUACGUCUUCUCGGAUCCAACUUCAGCAAAAAAUCAACCGCUUCUCUAUGAGCUUGAUUUAACUUCUUUCACAUUUCGCCUUUUAAAUCUGCAACUGUCGAGUCAUUUUCCGCGGGGAAAAGUUUGCAUCUCUGCAGGGGGAAAUGAUACAAUCUAUCUACAAGGCGAUUGCCUACAAAAAGGAUGCGCACAGCUGAGACACUUUUAUCGAAUCGAUUUGUUGCCACUGUUGCCUCGUCUGAAAAUGUCCACCUCAAGCGCUAUCCCGUCAACUUCAUCGGAUUUUUCGGCGACUUCCUCAAUCUCGGCACUUUCAUUGAACUCUAUUGCCAGCACAGCAAGCUCAGCCACCCCACAAACGGUGCCACAACGAUACGAGAAACGACGGGGAAGGACGGACAAAAAGACAAUGUUGAUGAAAGACCGCACCAAAUCGCUGGACUCCCUAUCGCUUUUGUCAUCGACAAGUCGAGAAUCGAGGAAUUCGAACGAUUCUGUCACAUCAACGCCCAGAAGAGUUAUCAAGGAACAAAUCAUCACCACUCCGCUCUACAGUGAGUACUUUCGGGUUCCAUCUCUUCACUGGAGCACCUCAAUGCCCGAAGAGGGACAGACGUCGUUACAGGAUCAACUUCGAUGGGCAAAAGAGAUGGGUUUCGGUGAUGAUGUCAUCAUGAAAGCGCUGAGCACGAAUUCCGAGGAUCCUGAUGCAUACGUGGCCUUUGAGAAUACGAAUACGAUGUUGGAUUGUCUGCAGAGGGUACAAAGAGAAAUGAAACAGCCAACUGCGAAACUCUCAAUCUACAAUGAACCCGCGCAAAAUGGAGAAGUCACCUCAACGAAACUGCUAUCCCCUCGAAGUUCAUCAGUUUCUCGAGCAGCCAGUCUCAAUCUGGGUACCUCGGCUGGGGCAAGAAUGACACGUUCCGAUUCGCAUGAUAUCAAUCGUUUGAUCACGACUUUAGAUCGAGAACAGGAAAGGACCCGGAAAGAAGUCGAGAGCCAUAUUGCGAGAUUGAAAGAAAGAAUUCGAACUUUGGAAUCUCAGCUACAAGACGAGAAAAGUGAACGGGAAAAGUAUGAAGAGAAAGAGAUGCAAAUGGUUAAUCAAUUGAAAGAUGCGGAAGACAAUCUGCGCUCCGAGCAAGAGGAGAACAAAAAAUUGCGACGAGAGUUGAGUCAGAACAAAUUGGAAACCGAUAAUUUGACAGUCAAAAAAUUGCAUCUACAAAAAGCGGUGGCCGAUCAACGCGAGCUCUCAGCGCACAGAAAGCAAAAGUUCGAAGAAGAGAUCAAAGAAAAAGAUUUGCAAAUCAGUCAACUCCAAGCCACCCUCGCUACCAGCUCGGUCUCUCAGCAAAGGCUCGCCGAAUUGGAGACAGAGAAUCGACAGCUGAAUGAAAGGCUGAACAAUCACGAAGCCUCAUCGUCAGCUUUAACCCACGAGCUAUCAGAGACGAGCGCUCUUUGCGAUCGCCUUCAAAGACGAUUCGACUCCGCUGAGCAACAAAUCGUUAAAUGUUGUGUCUGUUUAGAGCAGAAGCCGGAAAUCGUCUUUUUCCCUUGCCUUCACGUUUGUGUCUGUGAUGGUUGUUUCACUCGAGAGCCCAUGUCGAAAUGUCCGACUUGUCGAGCUCGUCUUGUUGGCAGCUCGAAGCCAUUUUUUACCAUGCCCCACAUUCUUUUUGAAAGCGAUGAUGACGAACAAAAAAGUGUAAAUGGAGAACAACAUGAGAGGAUGAAAGCAAAGGAAUUGAAGGCAGUGAUCAAUGAGUACAGAGAUCCCGUUGAUGAUUACGAAAAGAAGAACAAAGAACUUGAGAAACAAUUGAAAAGGCAACAACAACAAAUAUUGAAUCUCAAAUCUGAGCUCGUCGAUAAUUAUUUGCUCGCGCAAAGCCAAAAGGAUACAUUGAAGAAAGAGAUCGAAGAGUUGAUGGGGAAGAAUCGAAACAGCGAAUCAUUGGCCAGAGAGAUGGAGUUACAGGUGUUCAAUAUGGGAAAGAAAUUAGAAGAACUAGAAGAAAAGAUGCAAGAACGUGAGAACAACAGACCACGAUGUUGUGUUUGCAUGGAGAAUACACCGGAGAUCUUGUUGAUGUCAUGUUUCCAUUUGUGUUUAUGUCAGGGAUGUUUCGAUAGUGAAUGGUGGGAGAAAUGUCCGACUUGUCGAACGUCGAUUAUCGGCUUCUCGAAAGUGUUCUUUGGA
Mesorhabditis belari is the source of this 3342-nucleotide messenger RNA. Lineage: Eukaryota; Metazoa; Nematoda; Chromadorea; Rhabditida; Rhabditidae. The record is from the annotation of a GenBank genome assembly.